GCUGACGUUAGUAUCUCUCUCGCUCCCGAAGUGCGGUGACCUGCAAGAUUCCGCCAUUAUUCCUGCAACUAUAUUAUCGAGUGUCGGACAUCUUGCCUUCGUCUCGAGUCUGUGGAUUCUAGAGCUAAUAUUUUCUAGAGUAUUUGAGAUUUAUUGAAAGAGAGAGAGAAAGAAAAAUUAAAAGAAAAGAGAAGAAAAAGAAGGAUCGGUAAUGCGUUCUAGAGUAUUCGAGAUUCAUUGAAGAGAGAGAGAAAGGAAAAGAAAUUAAGAGAAAAGAAAAGAAAAAGAUUUUAAUUAAAGAGAGAGAGAAAGAAAAGGAAGUUAAAAGAAAAGAAAAAGAUUUGUAGGAUCGGUGAGACGAACGAAGGGAUACGAACGGAGGAGAAGAAGAAGGAACGAGAAUAGGAACGCCAGAUAAAGGAAAGGAGAAGAGGGAGGAGAAAAGGAGAAAGAACUAAUCAUGGCCUUCAUCUAUAAGCAGUUUAAGCACAAGAAAAGAAGUGAUGACACGUACGAGAGCGCAUACGUGGCUAUGUACGAGUUCAGCGCCACGAGGCCCGAUGAACUGGACUUCGUCGAGGGGGAUGAGCUGGAGUUCCUGAACGAGACCGACGGCGGCUUCUGGAAGGCGCUGAACAAGAGGACGCAGAAGGUGGGCUUCGUGCCUUCCAACUUUAUCAAGAAGAAGGAUGAUGAUGUCGGAGCCCAAAACGCUGACGUUAAAAAGGACAAACUGAUUACGUACGUCGCUCUGUAUGACUAUGAUGGGACUGAAUCUGGCACCUUAUCCUUCAAGAAAGGAGACAAGAUGGCACUGUUGGAGGCCACCAACGCCGACUGGUGGAAACUCAGGCUCCUAAAGACUUCAAAAAGGAGCAAUUCAUCUCUCCUCGAAGGAUACGUGCCGUCAAGUUACAUAAAAAAGGUGGAUGAACCGCAAGAAACCUGGUUCUUCGGCAAAAUAUCUCGAACAGAAGCCAUGGUGAUGCUUCAAUCCAACCACAAUUCGCCGGGAAGUUUUCUAGUGCGCAAGUCAGACUCGGCAACCGGAUAUUCUCUCUCAG
This is a messenger RNA of Penaeus vannamei (Pacific white shrimp), 1064 nucleotides long. The record is from RefSeq and is a predicted model, not a curated record. NCBI's taxonomy places the organism in Eukaryota, Metazoa, Arthropoda, Malacostraca, Decapoda, Penaeidae.